GAUUGAUUUUAACCAAGUAGAACAAUCAACAAGAUCACCAUAAAGGCUUUACCAACACCAAGUGACUACUGAAAGCCAUUCCCAAAUUUGUGACCAAUGGACUCAAGUUUAGGGAGAGGAACUCCUUUGUUCAACUAUGGUUUGAAUCCCAGUUUCUAAUUUCUUCCUUCUCAGAUGCUCUGUCUCCACCAAAGGGACAAUACUCGGUGAGAUGCAGCCAUUUUGUUGGUCAGCAAGAACUCAGAAGCAAGAAAAUGUCAUAGUGGUAGUAUACAGCAUCAUCCUCCUCAGCAGCAAACCCAUCGCUGGAAGCUCCCGGAUCACUGUGCCAAUCAAGUGGAAGAGAGACUUUCAUUUAGAGAACCUUAUGUGAACUUUGUAUGAAAAACUUGCCAACCUGCUGCUUUGAUUUUUUAGCUCUACUAUUUCUAAUACAUAGGAGGUAUCUCUUAGAAAGCCUGAAAUAGCCAAGACAUGACUCUCAACAUGGAGGAAUCUGUAGACAUGUUUGGAGAUAUUAACCUAACUCUUGGCAUGCUAAACAAGGAAGAUGAUAUUAACAAGGAAGACAUUUACGGUCAUCUUACUUCUGUUAUUCAGAAUGCUGACAUCUUGGAUGACGCAAUUGUCCAACGGUUGAUUUAUUAUGCUUCUAAGGACAUGAGAGACGACAAUAUUCCCAGAGAAAUCAGAAUGCUAGCUGGUGAACUUUUGGUGUCUCUCGCUGCGCAUGAUUUCAACUCUGUGAUGUACGAAGUGCAAAGUAACUUCAGAAUACUAGAGCUACCCGAUGAAUUCAUUGUGCUUGCACUGGCUGAACUGGCAACCAGCUAUGUGUCCCAGAGCAUCCCCUUCAUGAUGAUGACCCUGCUCACCAUGCAAACCAUGCUCAGGCUGGCUGAGGAUGAAAGAAUGAAGGACACUUUCUGUAUUGCCCUUGAGAAGUUCAGCAAGGCCAUUUACAAGUACGUUAACCACUGGAGAGAUUUUCCCUACCCCAGACUGGAUGCCAACCGACUCUCUGACAAAGUCUUCAUGCUGUUCCAGUACAUAAUGGAAAAAUGGGUCCCAGGGGCCCCACGCACACGUACUUUGGCCAUUGUUAAGGCCCAUGGCCCCACAGUGAGCUUGCUACUACUUCGGGAAGACUUCUGUGAAUAUGCCUUGGGUCAGGUACCCUGGCUCCUGAACCAGUAUAAAGACAAAGAGAUUGAUUUCCACAUCACUCAGAGCCUAAAACAAAUCCUGACUGCAGCAGUCCUUUAUGACAUUGGCCUUCCACGGGGUUUGAGAAAAUCCAUCUUUAUCAAUUUACUCCACCAGAUCUGCAGCGUUCCAGAGCCUCCAGUGAAGGAGAAUGAAAUCGAAGCUUCAAACUGUUUCCUCAUUCUAGCCCAUUCGAACCCUGCUGACCUGAUGGAAUUUUUUGAUGAUCAAGUGAGAAGUAAUAAUGAAGCCAUCCGAGUGGGAAUCUUGACUUUGUUAAGAUCGGUUAUCAGUGCUGAGGAACCCAAGUUGAGAGAUUACAUAACUUCCAUUGAAAGGACAGUCAAAGUCGUCAUGGGUGACCUCAGCAUAAAAGUAAGGAAUUCCACCCUUCUCCUCAUCCAAACCAUGUGUGAAAAGAGCUACAUUGAAGCUCGAGAAGGAUGGCCAUUAAUUGAUUAUGUUUUCUCCCAGUUUGCAAUAUCCAACAAUAACCUGGAGAAACCAGUGAAAACUAACUUUAGUGAGAAUGAAAAAGGAGAGAAAUCUGUCCAAGAAACAAGCCUUGAGGUCUUAAAAACCCUGGACCCACUGGUUAUUGGUAUGCCUCAGGUGCUUUGGCCAAGAAUCCUGACAUUUGUAGUACCUGCAGAAUAUACGGGAACUCUGGAACACCUGUUUAAUAUUAUCAGGAUUCUGAUUAUGGCAGAAGAAAGGAAGAAGCAUAAUGCCAAGGACUCAACAGCACUUGUCAUCUCAACAGGAGCAGUGAAACUUCCUUCACCACAGCAGCUACUGGCUAGACUUCUGGUAAUAUCUAUACUUGCCAGUUUAGGGAAAUUAUGUGGGGCUGGUGCAAUAGGACUACUGAAGAUACUGCCUGAGAUAAUUCACCCUAAAUUGGUAGACCUAUGGAAAACACGCUUACCUGAUCUCCUGCAGCCUUUAGAAGGAAAGAACAGUAGUAUCGUGCUAUGGGAAACCAUGCUGCUUCAGUUGCUCAAAGAAUCCUUAUGGAAGAUCAGUGACACGGCCUGGACCAUUCAACUGAGUCGGGAUUUCAGUCAUCAAAUGGGCAGUUACAGCAAUACCUCUACUGAGAAGAAAUUCCUUUGGAAAGCCCUGGGAACCACCUUAGCAUCCUGCCAAGAUAAAGACUUUGUAAGCUUACGGAUUAAGGAAUUUCUAAUUGCCCCCAACCAAUUGGGAGAUCAAAGGCAGGGAAUAACAUCUAUUUUAGGAUACUGUGCUGAGAACCACUUGGAUAUUGUUUUAAAAGUUCUUAAAACAUUCCAAGAUCAGGAAAAGUUUUUCAUGAAUCGGUGUAAGGGUAUUUUUUCUGGGAAAAAGAGCCUGACCAAGACGGAUGUCAUGGUAAUCUACGGAGCGGUGGCCCUCCAUGCUCCCAAAAUGCAACUUCUUACCAGACUUAAUCAAGACAUCGUAUCCCAAGUCCUCUUCCUUUAUGGCCAGUGCACUCAGGUUCUGGGCAUGUCAGUGGUGAACAAGGAUAUGGAUCUGCAAAUGAGUUUUACAAGAAGCAUCACUGAGAUUGGCAUUGCUGUCCAAGAUGCUGAGGAUCACCAGUUUCAGUUUGUCUAUAAGGAGAUGCUGAUCGGUUACAUGCUGGAUUUUAUUAGGAAUGAGCCUUUGGAUUCCUUAGCUAGCCCUAUUCGGUGGAAAGCCUUAAUUGCCAUCAGAUACCUCAGUAAAAUGAAACCUCAGCUCCCACUGAAUGAUCACCUUAACAUUCUGGAGGAAAACAUUCGGAGGUUGCUUCCUCUUCCGCCUCUGGAAAAUCUUAGCAAUGAUGGCCAGACGGACAAGGACAAGGAACACAUCAAAUUUCUCUAUGAACGAUCCAUGGACGCUCUAGCGAAACUUCUGAAGAGCAUGAUGUGGGACAAUAUGGAUGCAGAAGACUGCCUGGAAAUGUUUAAUCUUCUCCGAAUGUGGCUUGUUUCACAGAAAGAGUGGGAAAGAGAAAGAGCUUUCCAGAUCACUGCAAAAGUGCUGACAAAUGAUGUUGAAGCACCAGAGAACUUUAAAAUCGGUUCACUCCUUGGGCUCCUGGCUCCUCACUCCUGUGACACCCUGCCCACCAUCCGUCAGGCAGCUGCCUGCUCCAUUAUUGGUCUGUUCUGUAUAAAAGGCAUAACCCUAGAAAUGGAAAGGCUGCAGAGUUUGCAGGAAGGGCUGGAAAGUGACGAUGUGGAGGUCCAGAUCAAGAUUUCUUCUAAAAUAGCGAAGAUUCUCAGUAAAUUCAUCCCAAGUGAAGAAAUUCAAGUGUUCCUGGAGGAAACAUUGGAUGGUCUGGAGACUCUCAACCCUACAUGUACAAAGGCUUGUGGCAUAUGGAUGAUCAGUGUCCUGAAGGAGCAGGGAGCUGCCCUGGAGGAUCAGUUACUGGAGAUCUUGAGCACAAUUUAUCAUCACAUGCCGGUUCUCAGACAAAAGGAGGAAAGUUUUCAGUUUAUACUAGAAGCCAUCUCCCAGAUAGCCAGCUUUCACAUGGAUGCAGUUGUUGUCAACCUUUUACGAAAGGCUCUGCCCUUCGACAGGGACACAAAAACACUGUGGAAGGCGCUGGCUGAAAACUCAGCCUCUAGUGGAAAACUCACGCGCUCCUUAAUAGACAAGCUGGAGACUGGGUUAGAAGAUGACAUCGCCGGGAUAGACGCAAUUUCCGUGGCCUGCGCUAUGUAUGAAGUGAUCUCAACAGGCACUCCUCUCAGUGGUAUGUAUCCAGAGCUGUUCACUGUCCUCCUGAAGUUGGUGAGCUGCACGCUGGGCCAGAAGAUGCCCACUGUUUCCUUGAGCCACAGGCGGCAUGUCAUGCAGCAGGGAGAACGGCAGCAGAUCCCAGAUCCCUGCAGGCUCUCAACUGCAACUCUGAAAUGUUUGCAAGCCCAAGCCAUGAAAGAAGGUCUUGCCAAAGAAUCUGAUGAGGGGGAGAAUUUAUGGACUCUACUCAGCAAUCCUGCUACCCAUCACAUUGGAGUCUGUGUACUUGCCAGGAGCAUGGCAGUGUGGCAACAUGGCAUCAUACUGGACAUCAUGGAGUACCUAUUCUCGUCUCUCACUUCCUCCUCAGAGAACUACCGGAUAACUGGCACAGCUUUCUUCUCUGAGCUCAUGAAGGAGCCAAUCCUUUGGAAGCACGGGAAUCUGCGAGAUGUGCUGACCUUAAUGGAUCAGAGUGCCUGGGACUCUAAUGCCAUUCUGAGGCAAAUGGCCAUCCGAGGGCUCGGUAACACAGCUUCUGGAGCCCCUCACAAGGUGAAGAAGCAUAAGCAGAUCAUGUUGGAAUCUAUCAUCAGAGGCCUGUAUCACCUGGCUCGCACAGAAGUUGUCUGUGAAAGCUUGAAGGCUCUCAAAAAGAUCUUGGAGCUACUCACAGAGCGAGACGUGAGCUUCUACUUCAAAGAAAUAGUGCUGCAAACAAGAACCUUCUUUGAAGACGAACAGGAUGAUGUGAGACUGACUGCCAUCUUCUUAUUUGAGAAUCUGGCAUCCCUAACAGGGAGAAGGUGGAAGAUUUUUUUUGCUGAAGAAAUUAAAAAAAGCAUGAUCUCAUUCCUUCUCCACCUCUGGGAUCCCAAUCCCAAAAUAGGAGCUGCUUGCCGUGAUGUCUUGAUGGUCUGCAUUCCUUUUCUGGGCCUUCAGGAGCUCUAUGGGGUAUUAGACCAUCUCCUUGACCAAGAUCUUCCACGGGUCAGGGAUUUCUAUAGGCAAUUCUGUGUAAAACUGGCAAAGAAAAACCAGGAAAUUUUAUGGAUCCUCCACACGCAUUCGUUCACCUUCUUCACCAGCAGCUGGGAAAUGAUCAGAAGUGCCGCUGUCAAACUCACAGAUGCCAUUGUUCUCAAUUUGACCAGCCAAUAUGUGGAGUUAUUAGACAAAGAACAAUUGACCACACGGCUCCAAGAACUUCGGCAAGACCCUUGUAUCAGUGUUCAGAGAGCAGCAGAAGCUGCCUUACAGACCCUCCUGCGAAGGUGUAAAGAGAUAAGCAUCCCUUCAUAAACCAUCAAGAAAUAAACUGCUAGGCUUUUUAUAUCACUGACUCCUGU
Molecule: messenger RNA, 5279 nt
Organism: Tupaia belangeri chinensis (Chinese tree shrew)
Lineage: Eukaryota; Metazoa; Chordata; Mammalia; Scandentia; Tupaiidae
Gene: MROH2B
Product: maestro heat like repeat family member 2B
Exons: 42
Coding region: 475-5232 (1585 amino acids)
Cellular component (GO): cytoplasm; acrosomal vesicle
Source: RefSeq, a predicted model, not a curated record